AUGAAGAAUAUCUUUGUAAGAAAAAUCAAUUCUUUUCAAAGUUUCGAAAAAAUUUUUAAUAAAUUGACAAAUCCAUCGCAACAAAAUGGAUAUUCAAAUAUUAAUCAAGUGAAAGACAAAUUGGAAAAUUAUCGAAAUGAUCUGGAGAAAAUUCAUGAAACCCACCUCAAAAAUCAAAAUAAACUGCAGAGAAAUUUAACAAAUCUUCAAGCAAUUUCAAAUCAUUACGCAAAAUUAAUUCAAGAAGAUUCAGACAAAGGAACUCUCUUUUUAAUUGAAAAUUCCUUUGAUAAUUAUGAAAAUUUAUUGAAGAAAAUUGAAGAAAUCAUCAACGAUCUCAAUGAUUAUAUUCAAUCAAAACAACAAUUUUAUUUUCACGAUGAAUUCGAUGCAUCGGAGAUGAAUUGUAUCUUCAUUUAUAUUAAUCAAUUCGACAAUUUCACUAAUCCAGUUAUUCAAAAAUUCGUGAAUGAAGUGAAUGAAGAUUUGAAAGUUUAUCUUCGUGAAUACGUAAAUUUUGUUGAAAAAGAAAUUGACCGAUACUUUAAUUAUUUAGUUCGAUCAAAGAUAAAGGAAUUUUGUCAAGAAAAUUUUCAAAAAUAUUUAUUGAAUUUCUUAUCAAUGAAGAAAUUCGAAAUUCUUUUCAAAUAUUCGAAUGGAGAAAAGAAAUUGAAAUCUUUUCAAAAGAAAUUCGUGAAUUAUCAUCAUUCCAUUAUCAAUGAAAUUGAAGAAGAUAAAAUCAAUGAGAAUUUUGAAGAUUUCAAAGAGAAAUUAUCUCGACUUCGAUCGUUGAUUUGUUUAGAUGAAUUUUUCAUCGAAUUGAACGAAAAUGAUCGAUUUGAAAAAUCUUUUCGAAAAUCUCACCUCGAUUUUCUUCAACUUUCCGAACAAAUCUAUCAAUCAAUGUUAAAUGCAAUUUCCAAACAAGAUUUUCUCUNUCAAAUCAAUGAAAUGAAGACAAGAAUUUCUCAAUUACCCAAAGAAAUUCUUGAACAAUAUGAUUUUGCCGAUUUGAAUAAAUAUCUGAACGAUUCACCAAAAUAUCUUUGUCAACAAUUGAAACUUGUUUCAUCAAAUGGUUAUACAAAAUAUUCCGAUGUUUAUCGACAAAUUUUGGAGAAAAUUCGAACGAAUUUUUUAUUCGAAAUUAACAAUGUAAAAGAUAAUCGAGUUUUCAAUCGAUCAAUCAGAAUGCAUUCGGUUAGAGAUGCGUUUUAUUCUUUACCCGAUGAAUUACAAAGUGUUUUUCGAAAUGAUAUUGAAGAUAUUCAACAAAUGAUUAAGAAACAAAUCUCUGUUCCAGAAUUUGAUUAA
Messenger RNA from Adineta ricciae, 1314 nucleotides. The record is from the annotation of a GenBank genome assembly. Lineage: Eukaryota; Metazoa; Rotifera; Eurotatoria; Adinetida; Adinetidae.